AUGUGCCCUUGCAAAAAGCUCGCCACAACCUUCUUGCAGGUAAUUUGGCGGGAAUUCUCCUAUUUUUAAAGAAGAAUAAAAGGCUGGGACGCAUUUGACGUAAUGACGUGCAGAAAGAAAAAUCUGCUUCCCGAUGUAUUGUGGGAACUGUAGUCCGGGAGUUUGAGAUGAUCUGAGAACAGGGAAGAGCUGACCUGCUUCAGAAUUGCAGUUGCGAGGGAAAGCAGCAGAUCUGUUUUAUUAAUUUGGUUCGUGCAGUAUCUAAUAAGGACUGGAAUUGUUCUUGUUGCUUCUGCCGCCCACGCUCGCAGGAAAGGAUAGAGAAGUCUAGCCUGCCUGACUAAAUGGCAGAAUAAGUGGGGUGGGUUGUAUCUGUGAUCAGAUUUGCCACAAGUCUGAUUGAUUCUGGUCUUGUGUCUGCUUUUUUCUAUGUUUUCAUACUGUGUGCAGACUAAAUUGGAGCUGGCAUGGCUUGUUACUUUUGGACUAAACACUCAAAGACAGGCUAUCAGCUCCGUGUCUAAGAGGUCAUUAUAGUUUGGAGAAUAUGACUAGUCCCAAAGUCUUCUGCUUUUUAUUAAAAUGAAAUGAAAACAAGUGUUUGUUUUUGUUUUUGAAAAUAGCUCAAUACAGAAGACGAGGCAAUGCAGGUAUGUUUUUUUAAUACCAUAUUGUUAUAAAAAAAUUACACCCACUUAUUUUAUAUCUGAGCCUCUUCUCAAGGGCCUCUUCCAAAAGCUUGACAUUGUGACACUUCCCCUUUUUAGUUUUGUAUAGGGAAUACACAGGAGUGGAGUUGAUGUGGGACUAGGCUCUCACACCAAUUUCCCCAGCACUAUUUAGCAGCUAUGGAGCCUGGAGUGGGCGCUACUCCACAAGGGGCAGCUACUUGUGAAAGCCCACUGCUGUAGUCCGUUGCUGCCUUUUCUCAGCCCUUUGCACUGCUCUUCAGCAAAAUAGAAAUAGAAAUGGAGAAUUAGGCUAGAGCAGGGGUCACCAAACUUUUUCAGCAGGGGGCCGGUCCACUGUCCCUCAGACCUUGUGGGGGGCCGGACUAUAUUUUUAAAAAUAUAAAUACUAUGCAAGCCGGUCCCACAGCUGCCUCUGGACCUGGAAGAGGAACGCACUCUGCACAUGCUCAGGAGCGUGUCUCUGUGCCAUCCGCUCACCGGCGUUGUUGAUGAGCAGCAGCCGCUCUAUCAGCCCGUCCCCGCGGAGCUCCCAGGCGGUGUGACCACGCACUGUAGCCCAUCGUCCGAGGCCAAGUCAGCGGGCAGGCUGCACAUGUGGAGCGCCGGAAAGGCGACGCGCAGCUUGCCCUCCAGCUCACCAGCACACCAGCAGCAGUGAGCCAGGCGCGGGGCCAGCAGGCACACCAAGCUCCGGCUGAAGCCCUGUGAUGUGCCCAUCACGAUGCUCAUGGUGCGGUCCAGACCCGCCGCCUGCCCACCAGCCUCUGCGUCCAUGGCCACACCAGCUUUACCUUAGUGCGCGGGCGGCGAGGCUUCGGAUUGCCUGCAGAAGCUGCCUGCAGCCAAUGCGAACUAUGCAGCGUUGUGGAAGUCAGUCCCCAAGUGGUGAGGCGUCCGCGGUUUCUUUUCAAGGAAAUGCCGCACAAGUUUAGCUCAGCAGGGACUGACCGAGCGGGCGGCAGGGUCCACGGGCCGGAUUUACGAGCUUGCUGGGCCUCAUCCAGCCCCCAGACCAUAGUUUGCCGACCCCUGGGCUAGAGCGACAUCUAUCAUGCCAUUGUGCAUGGUUAUUGGAAUAUGCUGCAUAGUGUAAAUACAAGAUAAUUCAUUCAUUCCCAAACUAUAGUUUAAACACUGAGUUCAGAUGUCACAAAGAAUUGUGGUUAGUUUUAAAUCAAAAUCAGUUACUACUCACAGAUGUAGGGGACAGAAGAAUGUCUAUAUGUGUAGGCCCGAAGCUUGCUGCAGCUUAUUCUCAUUCUGGGAAAUCACUGCUUCCCAUUGAUUACAUCUGCACCACGUAAAUGAUUUAUUUCUCAUAUAGCAGUCUCAGUCCAGUAAACUAUGUGUAAUUGGACUGAGAUUUAGCACUGUAUCCAUGUGCUCUUUCUUUCACAACUGUAACAUAAAAAUUACGAGGUUCGUUAAGUUUCCUGGUUUCAUGACCUGAUUUGUAGUCGGAGAUUAAACCACAGUUUUCUGAUUCAUGCAUAUUGGAAAAUAGGUUUUGCAUUAUGGCAUACAAAAAGGGGAUCUUCAUCCAGCAAACCAUAGUACAUUGGACUAAAAUAAUAUAUGUGAACCAGACUCAGCAUGCAGUUAGUGCUAUAUUGUAACCUUUGCCCUCUGCACUAUAGUAAAGCCCAAACCUAUGGCAGCUUUCAUUUUCUAUAUUGUAUUUCUGUGAAAGCUUUUUUUUUAAGCAAAUUAUUUUCUUUUCUGCAGCCACUAAGACGAUUGAUGAGAAUAGCUGCUGUGAGUAGCUCUCCCUUUUUCUUUUAUUCCACUGCAUAUUUCCACAAUGUUAAUGCUGAUAUGACCAGAGAGCAUCCAACCUACUAAGAAAUGGCAUCUACAAAGCAAAGAGCCAUUCCUCGUAGGGUGUCUCAUGAGAGCAAAUGCAAAAUAUGGUUAAGAAUAUAAGCUGUGAACUUGCAGUUCUUUUGCUUCAAAGCUCACCUCAGCCAACUCAACAGGUGUCCCUCAGUCAGAAACAUGCUUCAUAAAGAAUACAGGGCUGAUAUCACUCCUUUCACAAUAUUCACUUCAACUGAUGCUGUGCUGUGUGCUUACUGACACCCUCUAGUGGCGCCAGGGAGACAAAACCACAGCAGGAAAAUGUACAGUAGGAUCACAGAUUGCAUGCAUUUAAUUUGCACAACCACAGCUUUGCACGCUUGGCCAUGAGCCAGCUGAUAUCACAAAUUAAACACACACAAGGUGGAGAACCUAAAAGCUCGUAGACCUGCUUUCUGGGCUCUGGGAAGGUCUUGCACUGUCUCUGGAGCCCUUUGCAAGUCUGGAUUCCAAGCUUUAUAUUACACAUGCAAAAUUGAAUGUUGCUUGUUUUAAAUAAUUUAUUCUGGUUCUGCUAGUUAAAGAAGAGGCAAAAAAUGGUUUGUGGCCACUGAUAAGAAAAAUAUUCCUAAACCCAUCACUGGCUUCUGAGAUUUUACUAGACACCACCAAUGUGGAAUCAUAUAUAUAUAUUUUAAAAAUAAUAUUUAUUAAUUUUUCAACAGUUUAAACACAACCCUACAGAAAACCCAAAAAAACAACAAUACAAUACAAUACAAAAAACACUACAAAACACUAACACAAACAACUAACAAAACAAAACAAAAACCAUUUAAAACACAAUCCAAUUUCAAUAUCUUAUCUUUCAUUCACUUAUUUCCACGACCUCCUCACACCUCCCCUUUGUAUUCCACUUCUAUUAAUUGUUUCAGCAAUUCCUUUCCAUCUUCCUCUGUUUUCUAUCCUAUAAUUAUCUUAACACAUUCUAACCUUAUUUUUCCCUUUAAUACUGUAUUAAUCUAUCUAUACUUAAUUCCUUAUAACAUUUCUACUAAAGCCAUAUAACUUCAUUCCAACAUUUUUCUAACAUUCAUUAAUUUUAUAGUAUUUCUGUAAAUAGUCUUUAAAGUUUUUCCAGUCUUCUUCCACCGAUUCUUCUCCCUGGUCUCGGAUUCUGCCAGUCAUUUCCGCCAGCUCCAUAUAGUCCAUCAACUUCAUCUGCCAUUCUUCCUGGAUGGGUAAAUCUUGUGUCUUCCCAAUGUGGAAUCAUAUAUAGUGUACCUCGGGUUACAUAUACUUCAGGUUACAGACUCCCUAAUCCAGAAAUAGUACCUCUGGUUAAGAACUUUGCUUCAGGAUGAGAGCAGAAAUCGUGCAGCGGCGGCACAACGGCAGCAGGAGGCCCCAUUAGCUAAAGUGGUGCUUCAGGUUAAGAACAGUUUCCGGUUAAGUACUGACCUCCAGAACGAAUUAAGUACGUAACGAGAGGUACCACUGUAUUUGAAACCAAGGAGGUUGAAACUUGGUUGUUGUUGUUGUUUUUGAAGUGAAAGCCACAGGCAUUUUGAGCCUGUUAGAAUAACCUGAAGAACUAGGACAACUGUGUUCAUUUCAUGGUGUUUCUUACCCAUGUCUGUUCUUCCCUUGCAGAAGGCGGCUGCCAGAGCAAAACAAGAGGCCGAGCCGCAACUGGCAGCAGCCCCUAAGGUAAAUGCUAUAAAAAAAUUUGUGUGUUUUAAAAACAUAGAAUAAUUGUGAUUUUGCAUCCAUAUAAUUGCUUAGUGUUUCGGUGAAGGAUCAGACUGAAAAUCUUAGCAGUUUUCUGAGGCAAUCACAGCUCUUCUGCAGUUGGAACAAAGCCUGGCCUAAACGGGUCUAUCCAGAAGUAAUGGCAUCUACAAAGCAAAGAGCCAUUCCUCGUAGGGUGUCUCAUGAGAGCAAAUGCAAAGUGUGGUUAAGAAUAUAAGCUGUGAGCAAUUCUUUUGCUUCAGAUCUCACCUCAGCCAACUCAACAGGUGUCCCUCAGUCAGAAACACGCUUCAUAAAGAAUAUAGGGCUGAUAUCACUCCUUUCACAAUAUUCACUUCAACUGAUGUCACUGUGCUGUGUGCUUCCUGACACCCUCUAGUGGCGCCAGGGAGACAAAACCACAGCAGGAAAAUGUACAGUAGGAUCACAGAUUGCAUGCAUUUAAUUUGCACAACCACAGCUUUGCAUGCUUGGCCAUGAGCCAGCUGAUAUCACAAAUUAAACACACACAAGGUGGAGAACCUAAAAGCUCGUAGACCUGCUUUCUGGGCUCUGGGAAGGUCUUGCACUGUCUCUGGAGCCCUUUGCGAGUCUUGAUUCCAAGCUUUAUAUUACACAUGCAAAAUUGAAUGUUGCUUGUUUUAAAUAAUUUAUUCUGCUUCUGGUAGUUAAAGGAGGGGCAAAAAAUGGUUUGUGGCCACUGAUAAGAAAAAUAUUCCUAAACCCAUCACUGGCUUCUGAGAUUUUACUAGACACCACCCACAUGGAAUCAUGCCUGUUCUUCCCUUGCAGAAAGCGGCUGCCAGAUCAAAACAAGAGGCUUAA
Messenger RNA from Podarcis lilfordi (Lilford's wall lizard), 5063 nucleotides. The record is from the annotation of a GenBank genome assembly. NCBI's taxonomy places the organism in Eukaryota, Metazoa, Chordata, Lepidosauria, Squamata, Lacertidae.